Molecule: messenger RNA, 259 nt
Organism: Amoebophrya sp. A25
Lineage: Eukaryota; Dinophyceae; Syndiniales; Amoebophryaceae
Source: the annotation of a GenBank genome assembly
GGAGCAGGAGACCAUUCUCAUCAAAGAUCUCACUGUCGAAAGUGCUCGCCAAUUGAUCUCGAAUGCAAGGAAGACACCGCCGACAGAAGACAGCGCCGGAACUCUAGUAUCACCUAGUCAAGGCCCGACCACUCGCGCAACACAAGAUGCUGGAGCUCUCGAAGCUGUGUCGCGUUCAUCCGGGAGGAAGAGCACACAGGUAGCAUCUCAAGUCAGAGGAACAGGAACUGCAGCAAAGAAGAGUGAAGAUGUUCAGGAG